GGUGGCACUUUACAGCAAAACGAAACGAAAUGUCUUGAAGUUGAAAGAUGGAUUUCAAUGUUGGCGUUUUUUCAGAGAAAUCUUCGAUUUUAAUUGAUGGUGGAGAUAGAUUUGGUGUGUCCGCAAUUCAUUGGGACCUUCAGGAAGAGCUGCUUUGGGUUGGUAAUCAAGGAGGACAUGUCACUAGUUAUUAUGGCUCUUCUCUACACAAAUACACAUCAUUCCAAGUUCAUGCAUCUCAAGAAGUCAGACAGAUGAUUUCUUUUGAUGCUGGUUUACUUAUAGUAACCCCAAACACUCUUAGAUGCCAACAAAGGAGAGGUGUCCCAUUAUUCACUUACAGCUCAAGUACUUGUGAAGAUCUACAAUGCUUGUUACAAACAGGGCCCACAACAGUUCUACUUGGAGGACACCAACCGCUGGUAGUAGAAUUUGACCUUGUGACAGCGAAGGAAACAACAAAAUUUGAUGUAGGAGAAAAGGGAUGUGCAAUUCUGAGACGACACCCUAGAUUUAUCUGCUCAGGUGACGCUAGUGGAUGCGUAUCAUUAAGAGAUCCUCGAACUUUACGUGAAGAGCAUAAAUUUGUAGCACAUACUGAAAGCCUUUCAGAUUUUGAUGUUCAUAACAACUUGAUUGUGACUUGUGGGUUUUCAUCCAGGCAGGGAGGUGUGGUUUCGGAUCGCUUUUUGAAAAUUUACGAUGUUAGAAUGUUACGAGCUCUCAGUCCAGUUCCUGUGGUCGGAGAACCAUUUCUAUUGCGGUUCUUACCAGCAUUCUCGUCCCAAUUGGCGGUUAUCUCUGCCAUGGGACAGUUACAGGUUCUUGAUGCAGCUGCUCCUGCAUCUUCAGCUCUUCAACUUUUCCAAGUGAAUAACGAGGGUGCUAUGUGCAUGGCUCUUGAAGUUUCAUCUUCUUGCCAAUGCUUAGCUGUGGGGGAUGCCGGUGGAUAUGUUCACACCUUUGCAUCAAACGCAUCAGCUUUAUUUAACAGCUUUUCUCGACCGACGGAAUUUGCCGAUCCAGUAGAAUCCCUUCCGGUUUCGAUCGCCAUGGACGAUACUACGACGCCACUCACUUCAAUCCCUUUCCCCUUAGAACACAAUUCGCCGCUGCUAUCAGAUUGGCCGGAACAGUUUACCCGCAGGAGAUUCCGUAAAGUUCCACCUAUUGAUCAUGCUAUUCUGUCAAAUAUGCGCAUGGUAGGCACUAUUGGUUAUGCUCCAAGUCCAGCUGAUCAUAGACCUAAUCAAGUGGCCUACUCAGCCGAAAAACGAACACAACGUGGUCAGAAACAUUCGGGAACGGAUUCAACACAUUCAAAGGAAGAUACUGAAUGCUAUCAAGUGUGGAAACGAUAUCGUCAUAUCGAGAUGAGGUACACAAAGGGUGGCCUUGACGAAAAUGAGUUAGCUCGUUACAAUUCCACGCCCCUCUGCGGUUUGGAUAAUACACUUCCUUAUUCAUAUGCAAACUCUUUGCUGCAGGUGUUAUAUUUCAUUCCGGAAUUACGUCAUUGUCUUCUUGAGCAUUCCUGCAACCGAGAAUUUUGUCUUGCCUGUGAGCUGUCAUUCCUUUUUCAUAUGCUGGAUGUUGGUAGAAAUCAAGAUCCUACUAGUACUCCAGUUACAGUCCAACCAUCUAAUUUUCUUCGGGCUUUCCGCACUCUUCCCGAAGCUUCGGCAAUGGGACUGUUGAUGGCAGAAAAUCAUCCUGAAAUAAAGAUAAAAAGUACACUUCCUAGGCUUGCUCAGAGCUGGGCUCGUUUUAUUCUUCAACAACUUAGCAGCGAAACCUUGCCUCAAAGCAAGAUAACAAAAGAAUCGACCACAAUUACAAGUAAUUUAGUAGAAUUUAACGGAGAAGGUACGGAAAAUUCUAUUAAACCGGAAAGAGAUGUUUCACCUUCUGAGGAUGGUCUGUCACCAGUGUCUCCUAUCUCUAAACUGUUUGGUGUUGAACAAGAGCAGAUUAGCCGCUGCACAAAAUGUGGAAGCGAAAAUUCUAAAACUUCGCCUGUGCUUCUCUCUUCCCUUACUCUGCAAGAUGUGGAGGAUGAACACAGCUUCGAACAUGUACUUGAAAAGAGUUUUGACGUAGCAAGUGUGACUCCGGCCUGGUGUGAAGUUUGUCAAAAAUAUCAAGCAACUCAGCAAAGAAGACGUUGUCUAACAUUACCGCCAGUUCUUGCUCUGUCCUGUGCUAACGAUACCUAUAAAGGUUUUCGAUUUUGGUCAGAUCAACUACAAUGUUUUUUAGACCCUGAACUAUUCGAUGGAUCAGAUUUGACAGAAGGGGCGUCCGUCCAGUCUGGGCAAGGAAAGCCUUGUAGAUAUGGGCUUGAAUGCACACGGCCGAACUGUAAGUUUGGACACGGAGGACAACCUUUGAGGCAUAGUGCAAGCUUUACAGGAAUAUCUUCAAAUCAUUGGGUCCCGUCUCAGCUCCGUUUUAAAGUUCAACCGGAAGGAGGACUUGUUUGUCUGAAACCCGAUCAAAAUCAGGAAGGGUUUUUAUCGUAUUCUCUUGUUGCUGCGGUAUGUUGGAUUGACGAAUCCAAACUGGAUGCAAAACACCAUGGAAAAUGGCACUUAGUUUCAACAAUUCAAAUUCCUCCUGGUUAUUUAUCUUCAGAAACUUCUCCAGAAGAGAACAACUCCAGCAAUUGGUACGUCUUUAAUGAUUUUGCUGUUAAUCCUAUCAACCCGGACGAGGCAAUUUCUUUUUUUCCUGAUUGGAAACUUCCGUGUCUCUUGUUUUAUUCAAAGAAUGAAACAACAAAUUGUUCCAUCUUAACUGAUCGACCUUUAAGCAAUCCAAUCACUGCUGACGUGUUUAAAGAGGACAAAUCGUUGGCUCAGAAAUCGGAGUGCUUGCAAAGAAUAUCAUUUCUUCCGCUGGCGACGGACGAGAUGCCCGGAAAUGGGGAUUUAGUGGCCAUGGACGCCGAAUUCGUCACGCUGAAUCAAGAAGAAGCCGAAUUGCGCAGCGACGGGAAAUCAACCACUGUACGACCAAGUCAAAUGUCGGUUGCUCGCGUCACUGUUAUCAGAGGGCUUCGCAGCAACGGUUUAUCUUGGACGAGUAUUGAAUAUUCGAGUCAAGGUAACAUGGAAGGGUUACCUUUUAUCGACGACUACAUCGCCACUCAAGAUCAAGUAGUUGACUACUUGACGAAAUUUUCUGGGAUCCAGCCAGGCGACCUGGAUGUCGCCUCCUCGUCGAAGCAUUUGACUACCUUGAAGUCGACUUAUUUAAAGCUACGCUUCUUGGUCGACAAUGGUGUGACAUUUGUCGGCCACGGACUGAAGAACGAUUUUAGAGUUAUAAAUCUUCUAGUACCUUCAAAUCAAGUAAUCGACACCGUCCAUUUAUUUCAUUUGCCUCACCAACGUAUGAUAUCGCUUCGAUUUUUGGCGUGGCAUUUCCUUAAUUUGAAAAUCCAAUCUGUCACUCACGAUUCUGUUGAGGAUGCUCGAACAGCCCUGCGUCUUUAUCGUCGCUAUCAAGAACUAAAGGCCAAGGGUGAUGAAUUUUUUAAUGAAUCCCUCCAGGAACUUUAUAAUGUCGGACGUCGCUUACAAUGGAUGGUUCCUGGAAUGGACGAGGAAUAACAGAGUGCUCAAUUUUAAUUUUCUUUUGUUCGCUUUCGUGUUUGCAGCCAGAAUAAAUAAUCUUGUUUUCUAACAAAAA
This is a messenger RNA of Daphnia pulex (common water flea), 3693 nucleotides long. RefSeq names its product PAN2-PAN3 deadenylation complex catalytic subunit PAN2-like (gene PAN2). Gene Ontology annotation, molecular function: protein binding; nucleic acid binding; poly(A)-specific ribonuclease activity. The coding region runs from base 48 to 3614 and encodes 1188 amino acids. Gene Ontology annotation, biological process: nuclear-transcribed mRNA poly(A) tail shortening; mRNA processing. The transcript is spliced from 19 exons. Gene Ontology annotation, cellular component: P-body; PAN complex. The record is from RefSeq and is a predicted model, not a curated record. Lineage: Eukaryota; Metazoa; Arthropoda; Branchiopoda; Diplostraca; Daphniidae.